AUGCUACUCAAUCCUUCCUUGACCCCCCAAAGCACAAUGAAUCCGAAUGGCAGCAGAGUCAAAGGCAUCGUCGUAUUCUCCGGCGGGAGCGCUGCCAACAAUCUAGUCGACGUAUUCAAGACAGUUCAAGGGAACAAGAAAUGCACGUUGAGCUAUGUCAUUCCAAUCUCUGACAAUGGUGGAAGUUCAUCAGAGUUGAUACGCGUAUUUGGCGGUCCAGGCAUUGGCGAUGUUAGAAGCCGUCUUGUGCGAAUGAUUCCUGACGAUCCCGAUCAUGACGACAGCGAAAAGGCUGCUAUUAAAGCUUUCUUCAAUCAUCGACUGCCAAAAGACAGGAUCGAAGCCAAACAGGAGUGGUUGAAGAUCGUCGAGGCAGACCAUCCAUUAUGGGCAAAUAUCUCUUCUGCGAAGAAAGAGCUCAUCCGCUCGUUUCUCAAUACUAUCAACCUCGAAAUUGUCAAACGACUUCGUCCCUCUUCUACCUUUGAUUUCUCUUCUGCCAGCAUUGGCAAUCUCUUCCUGACUGGGGCACGCCUCUUCACUGGAAGCUUCGAAAGUGCCAUCUACCUUCUCAGUAGCAUCUGCUCCGUUCCCUCAUCCGUGUCCGUCCUUCCAGCUAUAAAUACCAACUUCACCCACCAUAUUACCGUAGGUUUGGCCAAUGGCACCAAAAUCACAGGUCAAAAUUCUAUCUCCCAUCCUUCGGCGCCGACUGCCCUGCAAAACCAAGGUACCCCACCCAGCGAGCACGAGGAAACCGAGGAACACGAUCGCAUUGAAGAUGCUAACCUGCCCGGGUCCCUUCCGACUCUACGUAAACAGUACAUCACGUUCUCCAAAUCCGAUGAAGACGAUCUCCCUGCCCGCAUUGAGCGCCUUUGGUACAUCAACCCCUAUGGCCAGGAGAUCCGAUUGGCGGCAAACUCCAAAGUACUGGAUGCGCUUCGGGAAUGCCAGUGCAUCAUCUACAGCAUUGGCUCACUCUGGACUUCAAUCAUUCCCUCAAUUGUUUUGAAAGGCGUCGGCGAACUCAUUGCUUCUCCAGUCAUUCGCCACAAGAUCCUCAUUCUGAACAGCACCCUCGAUCGCGAGACAGGGCCCUCCACUGAACCUUACAGCGCCACCGACUUCAUCGCCGCGAUUUCCAGAGCUGGGUAUGAGAGCCGCGGCAUUGUGGGUCCGAUACCUCAGUACGACUACAGAUCCUACGUGACGCACGUGAUCCACCUUCAAGGACCAGGCACGCCGGCUGUGUAUAAGGAAGAGCUGGCGGCGCUGGGAAUCGAGUCCAUCAGGGUGUACGGUAGGCGAGUGGAGGGCGAGAGCUUUCAGAGGUACGAUGAGAAGGCGUUGGUGCAAGCGCUAGAAGUCACUAUGGGGCGGCGGGAUCCACGCGCGGCUGCUCAGAGUCGGAGGAAUACGCUGGACAAUUAG
Molecule: messenger RNA, 1434 nt
Organism: Mytilinidion resinicola
Lineage: Eukaryota; Fungi; Ascomycota; Dothideomycetes; Mytilinidiales; Mytilinidiaceae
Product: UPF0052-domain-containing protein
Exons: 4
Coding region: 1-1434 (477 amino acids)
Molecular function (GO): LPPG:FO 2-phospho-L-lactate transferase activity
Source: RefSeq, a predicted model, not a curated record